This is a messenger RNA of Xenopus laevis (African clawed frog), 2071 nucleotides long. It is a transcript of the gene coro2b.S, whose product is annotated as coronin, actin binding protein, 2B S homeolog. The transcript is spliced from 13 exons. NCBI's taxonomy places the organism in Eukaryota, Metazoa, Chordata, Amphibia, Anura, Pipidae. Gene Ontology annotation, molecular function: actin filament binding. The coding region runs from base 136 to 1635 and encodes 499 amino acids. The record is from RefSeq and is a predicted model, not a curated record.
CACUCGUUCGCUCAUCUUCCUAAGCACCUCUUCCAAAUUAGAAAGGCACCAGGCUGAAAGUAGCAGCAUUGUCUUCCUCAAAGCCACACGGAGAGUUUUCAUUAAAAAAAACUGGAGGGAUCCAUUGGAGACAAUAUGCCUUUCUACCAACCACUUUAUGAAUGGGAGAGAUCCUUACCACCACCAUACUUUCGUUUAAAGAUGUCAUGGCGCCCACAGUAUCGGUGCUCCAAAUUUCGGAAUGUGUACGGGAAAGUGGCGAGCCGAGAGAACUGUUACGAUUGUAUACCCAUAACUAAGAACGUACACGACAACCACUUCUGUGCUGUCAACCCUAAGUUCCUGGCAAUUGUCACCGAAAGUGCAGGAGGGGGUUCAUUCCUUGUAAUUCCUUUGCACCAGACUGGCCGCAUUGAACCUAAUUACAGUAAAGUGUGUGGACACCAAGGCACUGUUUUGGACAUUAAGUGGAACCCAUUCAUUGAGAAUAUCAUUGCAUCCUGCUCUGAAGACACCUCGGUGAGGAUAUGGGAAAUACCAGAUGGUGGAUUGAAGCGGAACAUGACAGAGGCUGUCCUGGAGUUAUACGGACACAGCCGGAGAGUGGGGCUAAUAGAAUGGCACCCAACAGCUAUCAACAUUCUCUUCAGUGCUGGUUAUGACUAUAAGAUCUUGAUCUGGAAUCUGGAUGUCGGGGAAGCAGUGAAGAUGAUAGACUGUCACACAGAUGUCAUCCUCUGUAUGUCUUUUAACACGGAUGGGAGUCUGUUGGCCACCACGUGUAAGGACAAAAAGUUACGUGUUCUAGAACCUCGCUCAGGGCGUGUCCUGCAGGAAGCCACUUGUAAGAAUCAUAAGGUGUUACGGGUUGUUUUCCUUGGGGAUAUGAAACGUCUUCUCACAACAGGUGUCUCCAAAUGGAACACAAGGCAGAUAGCAUUGUGGGACCAAGAGGAUCUGUCCAUGCCUGUGACUGAAGAGGAAAUAGAUGGCCUUUCUGGGAUGUUAUUCCCCUUUUAUGAUGUAGAUACACAUAUGUUGUACUUGGCUGGAAAGGGAGAUGGUAACAUUCGCUAUUAUGAGAUCACAGCAGAGAAGCCAUACCUAGUGUUUCUAAUGGAAUUCCGCUCUCCUGCCCCCCAGAAAGGGUUAGGGGUGAUGCCAAAACAUGGGUUGGAUGUGUCGGCAUGUGAGAUUUUUCGAUUCUAUAAACUCAUCACCUUGAAGAACCAGAUAGAGCCAAUAUCCAUGAUUGUUCCUAGAAGGUCAGAAAACUACCAAGAAGACAUUUAUCCAAUGACUUCAGGCACAGAACCAGCACUGAGCCCAGAAGAGUGGCUGCGUGGAGUCAACAAAGGCCCAGUUCUGAUGAGCCUGAAGGAGGGUUAUAGGAAAGAGAACAAUGCCGUAUUUAAAGCCCCAGUGAAAGAGAAGAGGAGUUUAGUGGUGAAUGGAAUUGAUCUGCUUGAGAAUGUUCCACCUCGAACUGAGAAUGAGCUGCUCCGCAUGUUCUUCAGGCAGCAAGAAGAAAUCCGGCGCUUGAAGGAACAGCUGAGCCAAAGAGAUCUUCUUUGUCGACAGUUGGAGCUGGAGCUCAGAAAUCUGAGGAACAACCCUAAGGACAAGGACAGCUAGCUGAUUCCUACUCAUGGACAUUUUCCAUUGGCCUUAGGACAGUCAACGGCUUGUGCUCUUGCCUUCUGGGGUGGUCUUUGUUUAUAAAUGUACUAACUACCCAUGUAUUACCUCUUUGUGGUAGUCAAGGAAACUGGGUUUAGAUCUGCACUAUGCUGUAUAUCUCCAAAUGCAAUUAGACCUUCAGUAUGUCCCCUGAGCUUAAACAUCUAUAUUAACUUUCUGCAUUCCUUCUCCUCUGCUUGGAAAUCUGUCCAACACCAAGACAGGCUCCAUGCUUCUAAUACAUGCAGCUCCACCAGAAUACAUGCAUUUAUUGUCUUAGACUUUCAUAUCUGGAGGAGAUAGAUCUGCUCAAGAGGGGAAGAAAGGGGGCAUGCUGGAUGAGAGAGCUUUCUGAGACCUAUGUGACCUAUCUUUAAAGGGAUACUGUCAU